AUGGACCCUUCUGAACCGCCCCUUAACAAACCACUUACGGAGAAAGAUGACGGCGAGAAACCUGUGGUAGUCGGGCUCUACGGAUUGCCGGGUUCGGGCAAGUCGUUCCUUUUAAAGGAGCUGCGGAAGUACCUGAGCCAUGCCGAUUUCGACUUUUACGAAGGAUCUGAGAUGAUUGCGUCCCUGGUCCCCGGCGGACUGCGAGAGUUUUAG
This is a messenger RNA of Metarhizium album ARSEF 1941, 213 nucleotides long. RefSeq names its product KAP P-loop. NCBI's taxonomy places the organism in Eukaryota, Fungi, Ascomycota, Sordariomycetes, Hypocreales, Clavicipitaceae. The record is from RefSeq and is a predicted model, not a curated record. The transcript has a single exon. Bases 1 to 213 code for a protein of 70 amino acids.